GUUCUUGAACCUUUCAUCUGAUGUGCGUUGGAGACAAACAGCAAAAAAAAAAAUGAUGCAAUAUUUCUCCACCGCUGAUAUGACAACUCCCUUCUUAGUGCCAACAGAAACUUACUGGUGGUGUUUGUUGUUGAUAACCCAUUUCCAUGGCAGGGAAAGCGAAAAUGACUCGUAAGUUUCGUUUUCCUGACUACAGCUGAUUCUGUCGUAUAUAAGUAACGCGGCAGUCUGCAGAGCAACAUUCAGAGGACAAUCACCGCUUCAGCGUUUCUGCGGAUCUACAGGCGACAGAAAAUAAAGCAAAAAUGAGCACACCAACAGGUUGGACUCCGUCUUUCUGGCUGGAUAUAUUUGAUGAGCUGCUUUAUGAUGACAAUGAGCUGGACUACGGAGACGAGUGGAAUCUAAACUUUAACUACACCCAAACAAACGAAAUCACCAAACAAGAGAGGAAGAGAGGCUGGAAGGUGUAUUCCCAUUGUGCCUUUGGAAAGUUCCAGUGCGGAGCUUGUCGUAAGACCUGGCGUUCGGCUCGAGCGGUGGUGCUGUUCCGCUACCGGGUGCGAAACGGCCGGGGGACGGUGAUAAUGCGACCUUUUGGCCAAGCUUGUCGUCGUUGUCAGGACGGGGAAUAUGAUCUUCCAGGUUUCAACAGGAAAGAUGUGGAACAUGCUUUGCUCAGGCUUUUUUCCAAAAUCCGCAAAAAUUGCUACGGAGAGGAGGAAAGCGACGAUGGUUCUUCGACAUCCUCUGCUAAAGUGUGGACCAAGCCCCAUGAGGCAGCACUGUGUGAGGCCUGCCACCUGGGCAUUUGCUGUCUGGAGGAUGAGUGAAAAGAGAGACAUUCCAUCGUUCUUGGUUUUGGGAGACCUUAUCCUUGACAUUUUGAGGUUGUAAAUAUGUCAGAUAAAGUUUGACGUGAUGCUGGGACCAAAAAUUAGCUUUUGUAAAAAUUAAAAUUACUUUGGUAAUUGUUUUGUUUAGUUACGGUAAACAUAUUGUACAUUUGAUACUUGUGCAUUUAUGAUAAAAAUAUUUCACCUUAUUUUAUAAUGAUCUGUACUUUUUUAUCAUUCAAUUAAAGUAAUCUAAAUAUAUCUAUGCAAGUGGGAGUUUUUUCCUUUUUUUGUCAGAUGUUCCACAAAGUUUGAUAAUGUUGGCAAUG
Molecule: messenger RNA, 1165 nt
Organism: Poecilia latipinna (sailfin molly)
Lineage: Eukaryota; Metazoa; Chordata; Actinopteri; Cyprinodontiformes; Poeciliidae
Product: receptor-transporting protein 4-like
Exons: 3
Coding region: 306-833 (175 amino acids)
Biological process (GO): protein insertion into membrane; protein targeting to membrane
Molecular function (GO): olfactory receptor binding
Source: RefSeq, a predicted model, not a curated record